ACCUUCAUUGUAUAUUCAAACCUAUCUCCUCUCUCUCUUCUGCAUCAUCACCAAAAUGGAUGCCUUUGAGACUCAUUUACCAAAGGAGAUUGUGUCGGAUCCUCUCCAUAACUCCUUUAACCCUAGGCGUGAAGAGUAUGUCAUCGGCGGGAAGAUUCUCCGGCAGCGGUCAGGUUUUGUCUUUGACUUGGACAAAGAAGGUUUUAGCCCUCUUCAUGCGGCAGCAGCAGCUGGUCAAGUAGAGACCGUGAAGGCAAUUUUGGGCAUUGAUAAGAAGUUUUGCCGGUUAAAAGGUAAAGAUGGAAAGACUCCACUUCAUCUAGCAACGAUGAGAGGGAAAAUCGAUGUGAUCAGAGAGUUAGUGUCGAACUGUGUUGAUUGCGUAGAAGACGAGACGGUCCAAGGUCAAACUGCUUUGCACCUUGCUGUUUUGCACCAAGAGACUGGAGCAGUCAUGGCCAUUGUUGAUUUGAUCACAGAGAAGAAUCGAAUUGACUUAUUGUACAAGAAAGAUGAACAAGGUAACACUGCUCUUCAUCUUGCGACCUGGAAAAAAAAUCGCCAAGUGAUGGAAGUGUUGGUUCAGGCAAUACCAGAAGAGUCAAGGUCAUUUGAGGUGAAUGCUAUGAACAAGAUGGGUCUCUCUGCACUGGAUUUGCUAGUUAUGUUUCCGAGCGAAGCUGGCGAUAGAGAAAUCUAUGAGAAACUCAUCGAAGCUGGAGCUCAAAGAGGGCGAGACGUUGGUACCACCAAUGUGGAGAGAACCACUUCUACCUCCACAUGCCAAGAGACAACAAUGGAGUGCGGAAGUCACAAAGAGCUUGUUAAGUACUUCACUUUCAAAAAGCACAGAGACUCACCAUCAGAAGCACGUAGCGCAUUGCUGGUGGUGGCUUCACUAGUCGCCACAGCCACGUUUCAGGCCAGCUUGACUCCACCAGGUGGAACUUGGCAAGAUAGCUCAAUACCUGCUGUAUCCCAGAACAAAACGAGCGCAAAUGCUACAAUUCAACAAGCUCAUAUAGCAGGGCAAUCUAUCAUGGGGACCUUCAAUGGAAUCGCUUUCACUAUGUUUGUGUUCUUUAACACAAUUGGGUUUUCAGUUUCACUUUCUAUGCUCAACAUUCUCACCCUCGGGUUCCCAUUGCGGUUCCAGCUUCAGAUCUGUAUGAUGGCAAUGUAUUUCUCGCACAACACAGCCAUGACCAGCAUUGCACCUGAUCAGGUCAAGCUUUACUGCAUUCUCAUCACAUCCAUCCUCGCUGCUGCCACCCCGAGUCUGAUGAGGUUGCUCGAGAAGCCUAUUAACAUGCUCGGACAAUUCUUGGAAUCCAGGUUACAAAAAGUUUGUUCCAUGAUAUGACUUUCAUGGAAACGUUUUGUAAUAUAAUAGCCACUUUAAUAUCUACAUUGUCCUAAUUACAAGACCUAUUGUUGCGCUAUCGAGAAAUCACCAUUGUUGUUAUGAUCUAAAGACCCUUUCUUGUAAGAGUUAUGCAGACAUAUAAUGUGGAAUACCCUAGAAACA
Capsella rubella is the source of this 1528-nucleotide messenger RNA. RefSeq names its product ankyrin repeat-containing protein BDA1. Gene Ontology annotation, molecular function: protein phosphatase 1 binding; protein phosphatase regulator activity. The coding region runs from base 56 to 1363 and encodes 435 amino acids. Gene Ontology annotation, cellular component: plasma membrane. The transcript has 2 exons. Lineage: Eukaryota; Viridiplantae; Streptophyta; Magnoliopsida; Brassicales; Brassicaceae. The record is from RefSeq and is a predicted model, not a curated record.